AACGCAGACACACACAGGCCUCGACCUCCCCCCUCCCCCACACACAUCUCCCCGACUCGAUCUCCCCCUCCUCCUCCGCCGCCGCCGCCAACGCCUCCUCCUCCGCCUCCUCCCCCAACGCAUCGCCCCACCCCAUCCAUCCAGAUUCCUCCCUCCUCCUCCUCCUCCUCUUCCUCCUCCCCCGAUCCCGCCCCGAUGCGAUGCCCCCGCGGCGCGAUCGCGUGACGCCGCCAUGAUGAAUCCCGACGGCGGCGACGGCGACCGCCUCGAGGCGGCGGGGGCGGGCUCGUCGUCGGCGCAGCAGGGGCAUCCGACGAUGGAGUGGCGGUUCGCGCAGGUCUUCGGCGAGCGCGCGGCCGGGGAGGACGUGCAGGAAGUUGACAUCAUCUCUGCAAUUGAGUUUGAUAAAUCUGGUGAUCAUCUUGCCACCGGAGACAGAGGAGGACGUGUUGUUUUAUUUGAAAGGACAGAUGCUCGGGAUAAUGCCAGUCGGAGAGAAAUGGAGAGACAAGAUGCUCCGAUUACUAGACACCCAGAGUUUCGCUACAAAAGUGAAUUUCAGAGUCAUGAACCUGAGUUUGAUUACCUCAAAAGUUUGGAAAUAGAGGAGAAGAUCAACAAGAUCAGGUGGUGCCAGACAGCCAAUAAUUCACUCUCCCUUCUGUCUACAAAUGAUAAAACAAUAAAAUACUGGAAGGUGCAAGAGAAGAAAGUAAAACAAGUUUCAGUUAUGAAUUUGGAUUCACGGAGUGUAGGGACUGGUACCUCUUCUAGUGCAAGUACUAGUAGUUCUAGGGGUCUUCUUCCAAAUGGUGGAUGUUCAGACAAGUCCAGUUUCUUGAACAGUGACAUUUUGUUUCCACCUGGAGGCUACCCGUCAUUACGUUUGCCUGUGGUAGUUGCAAGUCAAGAUGUGAACCUUGUUGCUAGAUGUCGACGUGUAUAUGCACAUGCUCAUGAUUACCAUAUUAACUCUAUAUCAACCAAUAGUGAUGGCGAGACAUACAUAUCAGCAGAUGAUCUGCGUAUAAAUCUAUGGAAUUUGGAGAUAAAUAACCAGAGCUUCAAUAUUGUUGACGUGAAGCCUCCAAACAUGGAAGACCUAACGGAGGUCAUUACAUGUGCGGAGUUCCACCCAACUCAUUGUAAUACACUGGCCUAUAGCAGUUCAAAGGGUUCUAUCCGACUCAUUGAUCUGCGACAAUCAGCUUUGUGUGACAACCAUUCCAAGAUAUUUGAGGAACAUGAAGCACCUGGAUCAAGAUCCUUCUUUACAGAGAUAAUCGCAUCAAUAUCGGAUAUAAAAUUUUCAAGGGAUGGAAGAUACAUCCUUAGUCGCGAUUAUAUGACUCUCAAGCUAUGGGAUCUAAACAUGGAUUCAGGUCCUGUUUCAACCUUCCAGGUUCAUGAACAUUUAAGGCCCAAGUUAUGUGAUCUGUAUGAGAACGACUCAAUAUUUGACAAAUUUGAGUGUUGUCUUAGUGGGGAUGGACUCCAUGUUGCAACUGGUUCAUAUGGUAAUUUAUUUCGGGUUUUUGGCUGUACUCCUGGGAGCACAGAAGCGACCACUUUGGAGGCAAGCAGAAACCCCAUGAGGCGUCAGAUUGUAAACCCAACAAGGCCCACACGCACACUAACCUCUCUGGCCCGUGGUGUGCGGAGAGGUGGGGAAAAUCAAGGCGUUGAUGCCAAUGGAAAUUCAUUUGACUUUUCGACAAAGUUGCUCCAUCUUGCAUGGCACCCAACUGAGAAUUCUAUCGCAUGUGCUGCUGCAAAUAGUUUGUAUAUGUAUUAUGCGUAGAGAAGGUGCUUGAGAAAAUUUAUUGUUUUUGGUUCGCUCUUGGAGGCCGCGUGCCUUCACAUGCAACCAGAGAUAUGGUGCAGGAUGUUGUCGUCAAUUCCUCCCUUGGGGCCAAAAGAGGCCGUUGAUGCCCACAAGAUGGCUUUUGUUGCUGUGACUGCGUCCUUGUUGAUUCUUUAGUACAUGUGUAAAUUAUGUCCUAAUCAUCAGAAGUUUUGGUCCCAAAGGAUGUGGUCGCAGUUGCCGUACAUUCCAAAGUUAGCAGUCCAAGGCACAAAUCAAAGAUAGAAAGGAUUCAUUGUGCUAAUUUCUGCAGUAAAGGACAUAAGCAAAUAUGCAUUGCAAUGGGUGUAUGAUUAUCUUUUACAUGUAAUGCCAAUCAGACAAGGCUAAUCAGUUGUUUUAGAACAAAAAUCCCUGAACAAUAGAUAACUCAGUUAUUGUAGUUAUUCUUCAUUUCUCUUCUAUUCAUUGGACCGUUGAAAUAAGUCAGCACUAGAGUAACUGCUAUUGUUUGGGAUUCUUAACCAGGAUGGAUUUUCUUUUUGACUGGUCUGGACUUUUUUUUGUUAUGAUAAAAUGAGGUUAUAUUAGAACUA
Oryza sativa Japonica Group (Japanese rice) is the source of this 2400-nucleotide messenger RNA. Lineage: Eukaryota; Viridiplantae; Streptophyta; Magnoliopsida; Poales; Poaceae. The record is from RefSeq and is a predicted model, not a curated record.